CCCGAAAUAUGUCUUCACAGCGGAUGUCAAGAAAAAACAGAGAAGAGACUGCUCUGAUCGGACUGCUACACCAUUCACUACUUUGGGACCUCAGGUUGCUUGCCAGCUCAUCUGGUUGCUGAGCAAUGGGAGGGAACAAUACCGAAAACAACACAAUGCAACACAACCCUCUCAGCAUAGGUUUCCGUGCCUCCCUGCUGGUUAUCUACACCGUGACGCUGUUUGGUGGGACCCUGGGGAUCGUCUUCAUGGUCAGAUUCCUGAGGCGGAGCAAGAACAAGCUCUCCAUCACCACCACCUCCAUCAUCAACCUGGUGAUGGCCCACGGCCUCUUCCUGCUGACCGUGCCCUUCCGCAUCGACUACUACGCCGCCAACACCUGGCGCUACACUUUCGAGUUCUGCAAGCUGGUGAGCAUCGCCAUCCACACCCACCUCUACAUCUCCUUCUUCUUCUACGUGGCCAUCCUGGCGGUGCGCCUCCUGCCCUGCCUGCCCACGCGAGACUUCUACCGCCCCCUGACAGCUUUCGUCGCCAGUGCGGCGGUCUGGAUCGUCUUCACGAUCACCAUUUUCCCGCCUCUCUGGCUGCACUAUGGAAAACGGGGGAAGUACAACGAAUCACAGUGCUUCCAGUUCCAUGUCGAGAUCAAAGGUGAACGAGUGAAGUGGCUCAACAUCAGCAUAGCCACCAUGGUGAUACUGAUCUCUGCGGUCAUCAUCACAAUACAAAUGCUGUUUCUGGCCAGGGUGGUCCGGUCCAACCCGGGAAACCUGUUCUCGCAGCAGGAAUUCCGGGCCCAGCUGAAAAAUCUGACCUUCCUCACCUUCUUGGUUGUGUGCUUCCUGCCGUACCAUGCCUUCAGAAUCUACUAUGUGCUACACGUCGAUGGCAAGAACUCCGGGCACAAUGAGAUCUACCUGUCCCUCACAACGUUGUGCUGUCUGGACCUACUCACUUUCUUGGCCAUUUAAGGGGGAAUGGAUGUGAUGUCUUUGACACACCUGUCCCUUUGCAAAUGGACAGCACCAUUUUUACUCCACAAGGAAAGAGGAACUGAGUCAUUAUUGAAUAUGGUCACGUAAACUCAAAACGGCACACUUGCAAUGCUUGUGUAAGGAAUGAAGCCAUGGGUCUGGACAGAUGUUAAAGCUUGAAAGGCAUUAACCAAUUAGAAAGCACAUCCUAACAGUCCAAAAGGAAUAAAAACAUUUCUUAAAAAAGGGCUACUGCAGGUGGUGUAGCGCAUAGUUGUCGCGAACACCCGCCAACAUUGUGGCCCGCAGGUCUUGGAGUUGUGUAGCCCCGUCUUAAAGUAUACAUAUGUGCAGCUUAAAUAGCAUUUGUGGCAUACUAUUGCAUAUUCUUCCAGUUCAGCCUGUUGUGCUCAUUCAGUCUAAUCAUGGCACUGAUCCACACACUCACCUUUUGUGAACCUGGUGUGAAUAUGACCUUGUUCUUAGAUGGGGCAGAAAUCAAUAUGCAAUACAAAUAAUUGCAAUGACAAUGUUGGAUGAACAAAAUCCAAGCUGCUUAACAACUUUUCAUUACUUCUUAUGAGUUUCAGGACUACCAUCUUAACCAAUGAAAAUAGUUGAGGGUGGUGAUGGCAAUUUAUCUCAUACUAAUGAUCUAAAGAAAUGUCAUUUUGUUUAUUUUCCUUUAAUUUUCAUAGAACUUUUGCAUCAGAAUUAAAAUGUUUAGGAAAAUAACAUACACUAUAUGCGUGGACACCACUUUAAUAUUUUAUGUUGUAAAAAUAAAAAACUUACUUCAGUAUUUCAAAUUAAAUUUGGUAAUUAACAUAUGGUACAUUGCAUCAACCAUGAACUUGAUGAAUAAAAAGCUCCAUAAUG
Messenger RNA from Anguilla anguilla (European eel), 1856 nucleotides. RefSeq names its product probable G-protein coupled receptor 141. The record is from RefSeq and is a predicted model, not a curated record. The transcript is spliced from 2 exons. Gene Ontology annotation, cellular component: membrane. Bases 126 to 974 code for a protein of 282 amino acids. Lineage: Eukaryota; Metazoa; Chordata; Actinopteri; Anguilliformes; Anguillidae. Gene Ontology annotation, molecular function: G protein-coupled receptor activity; oxysterol binding. Gene Ontology annotation, biological process: G protein-coupled receptor signaling pathway.